This is a messenger RNA of Zeugodacus cucurbitae (melon fly), 2148 nucleotides long. It is a transcript of the gene Idh3g, whose product is annotated as isocitrate dehydrogenase [NAD] subunit gamma, mitochondrial. The coding region runs from base 133 to 1335 and encodes 400 amino acids. Gene Ontology annotation, cellular component: mitochondrion. The record is from RefSeq and is a predicted model, not a curated record. The transcript is spliced from 8 exons. Gene Ontology annotation, biological process: tricarboxylic acid cycle; isocitrate metabolic process. Lineage: Eukaryota; Metazoa; Arthropoda; Insecta; Diptera; Tephritidae.
AUUUUGACAAUUGUGAACAGCACAUUCACACUGAAGCAGCAGUGCGGUUGCCGAAUCUGAUUUGCCAAAGUUAGUUUUUGCAAAAUUAUUUGGUUUUUGUAGUAAUUAAGAAAAAAGUGUAAAAAUUAUAAAAUGGCAUUACGUUAUACUCAACGUUUACUACAAAAUCAGGUUCCGUUUCUGGCUCGUGGCUAUCCCCUACUGGUGACCAAGGAAAAAGGCGAAGAUGUGGCCCAUACGAAAUCGGCUCUGCAAAAGAAAUGGACCGGUGUUGAUAAGCCAUCUGCACAAUAUGGAGGUCGUCACGCGGUCACAAUGCUGCCAGGAGGUGGUAUUGGUCCCGAACUAAUGCACUAUAUUCGCGAGAUCUUCAGUUUCGUCGGCGCACCCAUCGACUUCGAAGUGAUAGACAUCGAUCCUUCUACUGAGGGCAAUCACGAUUUGGAAUAUGCCAUAACUUCAAUUAAACGUAAUGGUGUCGCCAUUAAGGGUAAUAUUGAAACGAAGUCGCAGGGCUUGGAUGAGGUCUCACGUAAUGUUGCCAUUCGUAAUGAACUCGAUUUAUAUGUCAAUGUUGUACAUUGUCGCGCAUACCCCGGUAUUCCUUCGCGCCACAAGAACAUCGAUAUAGUAUUGAUACGUCAAAACACUGACGGUGAGUAUGCCAUGUUGGAGCACGAAUCCGUGCGCGGUGUAGUUGAGAGCAUGAAGGUAGUUACGGUAGAGAAUGCUGAGCGUGUAGCACGUUAUGCAUUUGAAUAUGCGCGCCAGAACAAUCGCAAGAAGGUCACCACCAUACACAAGGCCAACAUUAUGAAAUUGUCCGAUGGUCUUUUCCUUGAUGUUGCCAAAAAUGUCCACAAGGAAUAUCCUGAAAUCGAGCAUAACAACAUGAUUAUCGACAACACAUGCAUGCAGUUGGUGUCUAACCCACAUCAAUUCGAUGUAAUGAACAUGACCAAUUUGUAUGGCACCAUUGUUUCCAACGUUAUUUGCGGAUUGAUUGGUGGCGCAGGUCUGCUCUCUGGUGCCAACUAUGGCGAUCACUUCGCUGUAUUUGAACCUGGCACCCGUAAUACUGGUACAGCUAUUGCUGGAAAAAAUAUUGCCAAUCCAGUGGCCAUGAUAAGAGCCAGCGCUGCUAUGUUGAAUCAUUUAGGACACAAAGAGCAUGCGCGUGUUAUUUAUGAGGCAACAUAUGAAACUCUUGUUAAUGAUGGCAUUCGCACACCAGAUGUGGGUGGCACCGCUUCCAGUACUGAUGUUGUGGAAAAUAUCCUGAAAAUUUUGUCCACGAAGCGCGUGAAUUGGCCCCAAGGACAAUAUUGCGACUAAGUUUGAAAAGAAUUAGCGUACCUUAGUUUAAGCCGUUUAAAAAUUACAAAACUCGGUCUUUUAUUGUUGCUGUGUGACCGUUGCUGAUAUGUAUUAUGUAUAUUUAUGUUAACACAAACAAACAAAAAAAGUUAGGCGCCAGCAUUCAACUCACUGCAACUAAGCCAAUUGGUAUUAAAAUCCACAACCUGGUAUUAAAUCAAAAUUAUAAAGCAUAAUCCGACGCCUGAGCAUAGCUGCCAAUAUAUUAUUAAAGCGAUUUAUUAAGUGCCCGCUUUGAUGUUCAAUCCUUGGUCCGUUUGUGCGCUACUAAUGAUAAACCGUGUCACAAACUCCUCUGUUACUUCUUGUGUUGCGUGUCAGCGUAUGAGGUUAUUGGAGCAGCAGAUUUAAUAAUGCAACCUGGAGUGUGGCGCGCAAAUCGAAACAAAAACUUAUUUUAAUGCAGCUUUUGUGAUGCGUUUUAACGUUUGCUUGACUCAAUAUUUGUUUAACUAGCCUUUUCCGAAAUAUUUAAAUGUAUUAAGUACCUACAAGAUAACUUAGCGUUAUUCAUAAUGCAAGUUGAUUUGGUGACAUCUCCUUAUAGUUUUAAAUUGUACUAGAAUUUUCAAAUUUUGACUGCUUUUACUCAACCGAUUGCCGAUUGUGAAGUGAUUGCAUAAAGUUUUACAUAUUUUUAUUUUUUAAAUUUAUUUAUUUAUAAACAAACCGAAGAUUAAGAAUGUCAUUGUAAUCUAAACCAUUGUAUUUGAGGAAAAAUAUGAGCGAAAACCUUUGGUCGUUUCAAUAAAGCAACUGUAUACAAUAUUA